Messenger RNA from Aspergillus nidulans FGSC A4, 1814 nucleotides. Its product is annotated as phosphatidyl synthase. The transcript is spliced from 2 exons. NCBI's taxonomy places the organism in Eukaryota, Fungi, Ascomycota, Eurotiomycetes, Eurotiales, Aspergillaceae. The coding region runs from base 167 to 1519 and encodes 450 amino acids. The record is from RefSeq and is a predicted model, not a curated record.
GUCCAACAUUCGUCUUGCUAUAUCGAGGGUCUUAUAUACUUAGAGCUUGAGCCGGAAGCUAACUACUCCUAUACCAUCACUUCUUCUCUAUAUUAUUGAGACGCAUUGCCCACUACUGGAGACGGACUCAACCUGGCUACUUGCUCGCGUCCCCGCACAACCCAGCAUGUCUGUAUACAGUCAGCAAAGCUAUACCGACGCCAUUUCGAAUGGCAACCGGUAUCGCCGCUUGUCUAACAAUGCCGCUGAACGGGCAGACCUUUUCACCGGCCCAAAUGUGCUUGUGCCGCCCAAGCACCUAAUGGCCUCGAGCCAGCCGGCGGACUUGGCCGUGGAGAUGGAAAUGGCCAAACAGCGUAUGGAGAGUGACACCUCUUCAACGGCUUCGGCGGAAAGUCCUUUGGCUGCAUCCCCAGCUACCUCGCCGCUCAUCCCUGCUUCUACCACCACGACAGAUGAGUUCGCCCUGGCUUUUGACAUUGACGGUGUCCUCAUCCGAGGAGGAAAGCCCAUUCCUGCUGCUAUUGAGGCUAUGAAGUAUAUCAACGGGGAUAACCCGUACGGCGUCAAAGUCCCGUACAUUUUUGUUACGAAUGGCGGUGGGAAAACUGAAGAAGAACGCUGCUUGGAUCUCAGCCGUCAGCUCGAGCUUGAGGUCGCCCCGGGGCAGUUCAUUUGCGGACAUACCCCAAUGAAAGAGAUGGCGCAGAAAUACGACACCGUCCUCGUUGUCGGUGGUGAAGGCGAGAAAUGUCGAAUUGUGGCUGAAGGCUAUGGCUUCAGGAACGUCAUCACUCCUGGAGAUUUCAUUAAGACGCAUCAUGACACCACGCCGUUCCGCAAGUUGACCGAAGAAGAAUACAACAACUCCAGAGUGCUUGACCUUGAGACACUUCGAAUUGACGCAAUUUUUGUCUUCGCCGACAGCCGUGACUGGGCUGGCGACCAGCAGAUCAUUCUCGACUGCCUGAUGAGCAAGAAUGGCAAUAUGCUUGAGCGCUCCACGACCUUCGAUGAGGGCCCGCCCGUCUUCUUCUCCCACAACGACGUGGUCUGGUCCACCUCGCACCAGCACUCCCGUAUCGGCAUGGGUGCGCUUCGCGCCUCACUUGAGGCUCUGUACAAGGCAGUGACCGGCAAGGAACUGACGACAGUCGCCUUCGGCAAGCCGCAGCUCGGCACCUAUGAGUUCGCCACACGUCUUCUUCGCCAGUGGCGCAAGGAGUUCCACGGCAUCAACAAACCCCCUAAGACCGUUUAUUUUGUCGGCGACACCCCAGAGUCCGACAUCCGCGGCACAAACAAGUUCAAUGAGAUUAGCGAUACAGAUUGGUUCUCUAUCCUUGUCAAGACAGGUGUUUACCAGGAGGGGACAAUUCCGCGCUACCCGCCAAAGAAGACCUGCGGAACUGUCCUCGAUGCGGUCAAGUUCGCUAUCAACCGAGAGCUUGGACUAAAGACAGAUGAUCUUCGUAACAACGAGCCAUCUCCUGAGCGAUAUGGGGAAGUCCGUGCCUGAGCUGGAUAUCGACGGCUGUCCCUGCUAUUGGGAGAACUUAUGCUUAGGCUUAUGAUUUUUUGCUAUCUUUCGGUUUUCUGUUCUCUUCUUCGCUCCUAUCUGCUUUCUUCUCUUCGCGUUUAUGUGCUAUUCCCUAGAUUCCCCUCAUGUUUGCCCUUUUCAGUUCUAUUCAUUUCUUUCCCAUCCCGUUCGCUCUGCAUAUCUGCUACUGGGAUAGAGUGCCUCAUAGAAUCCGGUACCUUUCCAUAUCUAGAUAGUGCUACAAAGUACGAAGAAUGAACGGUGCAUAGGUCCC